CUUGUGUAGUUGAUUUUUGUCAAUUAAAGUUAAAUUCGAAACGUAGUCCCAGAUAUCCUAAGAUUUAUUGUUAAUGGAAGAGCUACAAAUGCCUACCAAAUUAUUGCCUGUCUAUAUUGUUUUGGUUCUACACAUUUGAGUCCUCAUUUUGACUUUGACAAGGACUGUCAGCUAUUGCUUGAUUUCUCAAGAUGUCUUCCGGUCCUCCUAUCAAUAAUGGUAUAUCAUUCACCAAGAUCCUCCACCACGACACCUACCCCUUCAUCGACCCCACCGAAGUGAACCACACCGGCCACUACAUCUUCAUCUCAGGCGCCUCCAAAGGCGUAGGUCGCGCCACAGCCAUCUCAUUCGCCCAAGCCGGCGCAUCCGGAAUCGCACUCGGCGCACGCUCAGACUUCGGCACCACCAUCUCUCACGAAAUCCUCACCGCAGCUCUCAAAGCAGGCAAACACCCUCCCCCUGAAAUCCUAACCCUCACCCUCGACGUAACAGACCCCUCAUCCGUCCAAGCAGCCGCAAAGCAAACCGAGACCGCAUUCGGCAGACUCGACAUCCUGAUCAACAACGCCGGAUACCUGAGCCCCUUCGUCCCACUCCUAGUAGCAGAUAUGGACGACCACUGGCGGAACUUUGAGGUUAAUUUAAAAGGGGUGUAUUUGAUGACGAGGGCGUUUUUGCCGUUGAUGUUGCAAGGGGGGGAGAAGACGGUUGUUAAUGUUUGUAGUAGGGGUGCUCAUAUGACUUUCCCUGGGGGUGGGGGGUAUCAGACGGCGAAGUUUGCGCUGUUGAGGGUUGCGGAGUUUUUGAUGGUGGAGUAUGGGGGGAGGGGGCUGUUGGCGUUUAGUGUGCAUCCGACGAGUGCAUUGACGGAGUUGGGGAGGGGGAUGCCGGAGGGGGCGCAUCAUCGUGAGUGCUUUUUAUAUUUCUGGAUUGAAAGUGAUGAAUAGUGGAGGCUGAUGAUGAGUAGUUUUGGUGGAUACGCUGCAGAUUGCGUCGGAUACGAUGUGUUUUCUGACGGCGAAGAGACGCGAGUGGCUUGCGGGGAGGUAUGUGGAUUGUGGAUGGGAUAUGCCGGAGUUUUUGAGUAGGGAGAAGGAGAUUGUUGAGGGUGGGAAGUUGGUUAUGAGGAUGGUGUUUUGAAUUGCCCUUUGGUUAGCCGAGCGAUCGGGAACAGCUGGGAAAGAGAGCGAGGUACUUAAAACUGGCCUUCAUUAGAGGAGUCAGAAUUUUAUAUAGUAUCAAUUGUGCUUUCUUGGCACGUAGUGGUGCAAUAUGACAUGUUUAUUCGGAUUUUCAAUGGACUGGUCAAGGAUGGAUAAUGGAUUGGUAUCCACGAAUGUCUUGGCUUGCUUCUGAUCCAAAUCCACGGUCUUCUGAUGAGCAGAGCAUCAUACUCUCGAGAUCUUGAUCUGGAAAGUGUGUGUGAGCUUAUUUUCGGCUCUAAUGGCAUAUAAUAG
Cadophora gregata is the source of this 1460-nucleotide messenger RNA. RefSeq lists its product as uncharacterized. Bases 192 to 950 code for a protein of 252 amino acids. Lineage: Eukaryota; Fungi; Ascomycota; Leotiomycetes; Helotiales; Ploettnerulaceae. Gene Ontology annotation, molecular function: oxidoreductase activity. The record is from RefSeq and is a predicted model, not a curated record. The transcript has 2 exons. Gene Ontology annotation, cellular component: cytosol.